Messenger RNA from Acromyrmex echinatior (Panamanian leafcutter ant), 3621 nucleotides. RefSeq names its product spermiogenesis-related protein stanley-cup (gene s-cup). Lineage: Eukaryota; Metazoa; Arthropoda; Insecta; Hymenoptera; Formicidae. The record is from RefSeq and is a predicted model, not a curated record.
GGAGAAAAAAUUUAAUUUUAAUUAACAAAUACGGCUAUAAUUUCUUUCUCUAGAUUAUCGCGUCGUAUAAUACAACUAUAAUGUAAAGGAAAGUUUAGGUGGUGACGCGGAACGUCAGUAUUACGUACGUAAUGCCCGUAAUACCCGGCGUGUUCUAGAUGUUUUAGCCACCGACAUCGAUCCCAAGUACGGGGUGUUGUAAAAGUAUGCGACAGGGCGUCGGCGACAACUGUCACGUCGCGACGCCGCUGUCGCGACAUGCUCGCGAGUAAAACGAGCAAAUCGUCGCGCGCGCGAGCAAUAACAGUCACGAUAACACGAGGGUAUCGCGGAUGAUAAUUCGGUGGAAUCAGAGACAGACGUAAUCGCCGAGAGAGCAGCUUAUACCACAGAUACCGUGCACGAAUCCGCGUUGUUGUCGGCGUAUAGAAGCAUUCCGGUGAAUAAUUCGAGAGCGAAGAUGGCCUUCGGAAAAGUUACAAAAGUAAAGACUUGUGCAGUUGCGACUUUAAAUCGUCUAACAUUAAAUGUCGCUGGGUCAUCAUCAAGGAAUAAAACAGCCCGUGAGAUAUAACGAGCUUCGACAGAGAAGACUCUGGUUGGUAUCAUUAACGUUAUCCCUCCAAAAAAAAAAAGUGAAUUAUUGAUAAAAAUCGCGAAUAAUUAAGAACACCGUUCUCUAUUUAAUCGUGAGAUUUAAAUGCCCUUUAAAAUUCGUCCUAUGAAUAUAUAUAUAUAAAUAUAAAAUGAUUGAUAUCUAGUCAAUACAUGAUUAAUAACAAAUUUGUGCAUCUUUCUUGUGGUCUUUCUAAUAUAUCGGGGAAAAUCGGAGACGACGAGUCGUAGAUUCAAAUAACGUUAACGAUGAGUUCUGAAGAUUGUCAAGAAUCUGUCUGCGAAUGCAACAAGCGAAUGCAUUAUUGGAGCAAGCGACUUGACCUGAGAAGAAGUGGAUCAGAAGCACGGAUGCGUUACGAGUGCUCCACGAUUAAUACGAAUACUCGGCAGAUGCCUCGGCAUGUCUCGGAAGGCAACAACGUCUAAAAUUCUAUUUACCAUAUGCUAAUGAUCGCGCGAUCAGGCAGCAGCACGAAACAAGUUCUGACGGCUAUCGGUCGACCUGCUGGAGUAACAAUGACACGCGCGUCUCACGCGCGAGCAAACCCGCCGACGGGUAUCCGUGAAGCCGAGCAGUCGUUCGGACGGGAGCCCCGGCUCUACAUCUGAGUUACGAUUCGGCUACGAGGAUCCCCCCGAGCGAUCUAACCGGUCGUAAUGCACAGUCGAUCGUGCUCGGGGGGAGAGGAGAGAGGUGUGUAUCCGGUAGAUUUUUUCGACAAAAGGCGUUUCCGGAAACGGUAGAUUCCUUUUCGAGACAAUCAACGAUCUCGGAGCAACACGGAUGAUUGAAAUUCUCUCGAUCUUCGUGGGUGAUAACGAGUGAUUGGUAGUAACACGUACGACACGUUAUUAUAUCAUCAAUAACUCGAUCUACGAGAUACAAUCGGUGAGCCUAUUAACAAGGCGAUUGAGAGAUAACUACCACUUUAAAGAGGAGAAAGGUAAAAAUAAUUAAUCUUAGCGACGUUAAUUAGUCGCAUUCCAAUCCUAUUAAAUCAAGAGAGACACGCGAUUGAGAUCGACAUCGACGGGUGGAAAGACGAGAACAAGAUAAUGCAGAAGAUAGCGGUGAUGGCCGCGGUGCAAAAGGCCCACGGCUAUCAUAACGGCAGCAACGCUUACGGGGAUGCGAGUAACGCCUCACCGGAGUAUAACGGCUCCUCGUCAACCAGCAAAAGCGGUCGCUUCGACGCAGAUCUGCACGGCAAUGUUAACAUCCUUCUUGGUGGCGCCAUGAUCAGCGGUGUGAUCAUGAUGGUGGUGCUCAUAUGCUAUUGCUGUCACAAAAACGUCCGGAAGCAUCGACCGCAGGAAUACUCGCAGUACUGGAGAGCCGAACCGGACAUUCACAGUCUGGAAGUCUUCACCAUGGAUACACACUGCAUCGAGAGAUCGGUAACGUCUCAGACCCAUCAGGAUGAGGGAAUGACCGUGUCUCUUCCGCCGUGUUCUGUGACCUCAGGCCCGCCACCGGCCUACGAAAGCCUCAUCUUCGACCCUCGGGCACUACCCUCGCCGACCGACAAGAAGGACGAGUCUGACGAUCCGGGCAAUAUUAUCUCACCCCCGAUAAGCAGCUUGCCCACCGAGUCGGAGGCCAACAGGAUUAACAAACGGGAGGAUAUCCCGAGGGACGAUCAGGGUUUACCUUCCUACGAAGCCGCCCUAAAAUUAGAAGCUGACGGCUACGUUUAAGAAACGAAUAAGGGUUCGCCGGAACUACUUCGAUCGUGGAUCUCCAAUCGUGAAAAUUUCCAGAGACCUUGGAUAAAACGCCAAGUCAUGGAUAUCAAGGAAAAAUUCCAUAAUCGACAAGGUGACUCAGUCGACUGUAGGCGAUCGGCUGUCGCCAGCUGAAAUUAAGUCUCGCGAAAGCAUCUGUGAGAGAAUGGCGCAAGGAACUGAGAUUGAUUUUUAAUCGAGGAAAUGGAAGAAGAAAGAAGAGAUAGAUGAUUGAGUAAAUUUUCCAUGUAGAUUUGUGAAUCGAAGACAAGUUGCGAAAGAAAUUUCAAUUUUUAGAAAGGAACUAUUUUCAUCUGCGUGUGAAUUAAGACGCACGAAAGUACGGAAUAAUUUUAAUCAAAGAGAUGUAAAAAGAGGAGAAAAUAGUUUUAAAUAAGCUUUUUUUAGAGUGAAAAAAAAGACAUUGGACGUUAUAUCAAAAAUAUUCUAAAAAUUUUAGAACAUUAUUCUCCUCUUGCCUUAUUGAAUGAUUCUAAUUCUUAACGAUAGAAUGGUAGAGCGUAAAACUACAAAAGAUAAAGUGCCUGAACAUAUAUCCUUUUUCGAAACGUGUGUAAACGGAGGACAAGAUGAAAGAAAAACGACGAAGUAAUUUUUCGAAAGUACGUACUGUUUUUCUUUCUGUCUUGUCUGAGUAAAACAACACAUAAAAUCUUUGAGAGUGACUUUUCAUCUACAAGAUGUAAUAAGAAAAUUUUCAGAAGAUGUAAUACCUCGACUUUUCUAUUUUUCGAUAAUCUCUAUGAUUAAAUGUGUCGAUAAUAUUUUAAAUAUAGGAGAAAAAACGCGUCGUAGAAAUGUACAGAUAUACAAGAUAUCGAUUUAUAGAAUGCGAAAUAUAUAUAGAAUGCGCCGAAAUGUAGCACAAGUUAAUGUCAGUAUAUAUGAAAACGUUGGUAAGUCGCGGCCUCAGGCAAUGAACAGAAAGACCUAAUUUCGCAGAUAAUUACAUUUUAUAGAUGUUAAGAAGGAGAAUACUUAACGGCAUAUUUUUCCCGGUCGGUCAUUAGUUUAAGAGAGCAAAAGCGGACAUAGAAACGCAGCACCGUUAGAUUACAGUUUCCGUUUGAAUAAACAAUGCGCAUCGCUAUAACGUAAAUGAUACUUCGUGUAAUGCGCGCACGACAUCGCGAAAUUUAUGCGGUGUUUCGCUAGGAAAACGCUUCGAAACAUACCAUUUUACGUAGAACUUUCCUCUGUAUGAUAGAUGAAUAUGUAAAUAAAUAGCUGUGCAUUCAAUAUGCAUUUUUAGGCGUG